GACAAGCUUGAAGAUGGUCUAGAGGAAGCCCACGACUUUGCGAGAAUCAACCUCAAGAUUUCUGCCGAUAAUAUGAAGAGGAGGUACGAUGGACGAGCAACACACGACACCUACCAUGUGGGUCAAGCUGUUAGGUACUGUUUACCUAAGAGAAGAAAAGGGAUAACUCCUAAAUUUCUAAGCAACUGGGAUGGCCCUUAUGUUGUCAAGAGGAAGAUCAGUGACCAAAUCUUUGAGAUUCAACGUUCUCCAAGAGCUAAGCCGAAGAUAGUGCACAAGGACAGACUAUGUAAAUACAACAGAGAACCGCCUGAGUGGUUUGGUUCUAUAAUGGAAGAGGAAAGUAAGGCAGAUGAUGAGCUAAAACCUUCAGGUGAAAAUCAAGCAUCUCAAGAGAAAAAGUCUUCAGACCAAAAGAAGGAUUCAAGAUCAACCAUGACUUUUGGAGAACGUCGAAAAGAAGCAAUGAAAAUUAGAGCGAAGGAGAUAAUUACUGGACAUGCCCAACGACCAGGAAAAAGAGGAACAAAGAUCCCUUCCAAGUUUARCGAUUAUUAUUUAUAUUCUUGUCAUUUGGAUUCAAAGUAGAAGCGACGCUCACUUCUACAUGCUGUGAUUAUUAUUGGACAGUUAACUGUAUUUGAAAUUGCUAGCAAAUGAAAAAAAAAAAC
Messenger RNA from Exaiptasia diaphana, 671 nucleotides. RefSeq lists its product as uncharacterized. The record is from RefSeq and is a predicted model, not a curated record. NCBI's taxonomy places the organism in Eukaryota, Metazoa, Cnidaria, Anthozoa, Actiniaria, Aiptasiidae.